Molecule: messenger RNA, 1638 nt
Organism: Penicillium malachiteum
Lineage: Eukaryota; Fungi; Ascomycota; Eurotiomycetes; Eurotiales; Aspergillaceae
Product: putative acyl-CoA dehydrogenase
Exons: 4
Coding region: 1-1638 (545 amino acids)
Molecular function (GO): oxidoreductase activity, acting on the CH-CH group of donors; flavin adenine dinucleotide binding
Source: RefSeq, a predicted model, not a curated record
AUGUCAAAGAUUUUCACAAAGGAGGACGUAGCGUCCCAUAGCAAAGGCGAGAGCCUGUAUAUUGUGAUCGAUGAGGACGUCUACGAUGUCUCUAAGUUCCAAGAUGAGCACCCUGGUGGGAAGAAAAUCUUGCAACGAGUCGCCGGAAAGGACGCCUCAAAACCGUUUUGGAAAUACCACAAUGAGGGAAUCUUGAAGAAGUAUAAAGCCCAGCUUCAGAUUGGUUCAUUAGACACCAAGAAGGUAGAGGAACCGGCGCCAGCGGCGGACCCAGUUCCAGCCCCUAGAGCUGAGCCCAACCCGGAGCCUGUCUCGAGUGACGUGAAGCCUUCGGCUUUCGCGGAGCCACAAGAUCCUUUUGGCGAGUUGAUUCCAUUUGCCGAUCCUUCUUGGUACCAGGGUUACUCCUCCCCCUACUUCAACGAGACUCAUGCUGCUUUUCGCGAGGAGGUUCGCCAAUGGGUCGACAGCGAACUCGAGCCUUAUGUACACGAGUGGGACGAGGGCAAGGAAGUCCCUGCCCAUAUCUACAAACAGAUGGGUGAACGUGGCUACUUAGCUGGUCUGCUGGGUGUCAAGUACCCUGAGGAGUACACUCCCCACCGUGUUAAGUCUGUGCCACCAGAGCGUUGGGACCAUUUCCACGAGAUGAUCCUAACAGAUGAGCUGUCUCGUGCCGGUAGCGGCGGUCUGGUGUGGAACCUGGUUGGUGGCUACGGUAUUGGUUGCCCACCUUUGGUGAAGCAUGGCAAGAAAGAGCUAGUGGAUCGCAUUCUUCCCGGAAUUUUGGCUGGAGAUAAGCGCAUUUGCCUGGCUAUUACCGAGCCUGAUGCUGGUAGUGAUGUUGCCAACCUUGGCUGUGAGGCGAAGCUCAGCGAGGAUGGCAAGCACUACAUCGUGAACGGCGAGAAGAAGUGGAUCACUAACGGUAUCUGGGCUGAUUACUUUACCACUGCUGUCCGUACGGGCAAACCUGGUAUGAAUGGUCUCAGUGUUCUGCUCAUUGAGCGCUCAGCUGGUGGCGUUAGCACUCGCCGUAUGGACUGCCAGGGUGUGCUCAGCAGUGGUACUACCUAUGUCACCUUUGAGGACGUAAAGGUUCCCGUUGAGAACAUCAUUGGCAAGGAGAACCAAGGAUUCAAGGUCAUCAUGACCAACUUUAACCAUGAGCGCAUUGGCAUUGUCAUCCAGUGCGUUCGCUUUGCUCGAGUCUGCUAUGAAGAGGCAAUGAAAUAUGCCCACAAGCGUAAGACUUUUGGCCAGUGCUUGAUCGAGCACCCCGUCAUUCGCAUGAAACUCGCCCACAUGGCCCGUCAGAUUGAGGCCACUUAUAAUUGGAUGGAGAACAUCAUCUUCCAGGCUCAGUGCAUGGAGGAGACCGAGGCUAUGCUCAAGUUGGGCGGUGCCAUUGCCGGUUUGAAGGCUCAAUCCACACAGACCUUUGAGUUCUGCGCCCGUGAGGCCAGUCAGAUCUUUGGUGGUCUCAGCUAUAGCCGUGGUGGUCAAGGCGGUAAGGUCGAGAGACUUUACCGUGAUGUUCGCGCCUAUGCUAUUCCUGGUGGAAGUGAGGAGAUUAUGCUUGAUCUGAGUAUGCGUCAAAGCUUGCGCGUGUACCAGAUGUUCGGUAUGAAGCUCUAA